AUGUGCCCCCGAAAUCGGCCCCCGGCCGUCCAAGGAGCACAAGAGAGCGAUAUUUUUCCCUGUCGACGAGACCAAGCCUCAAGUUAUCUGGAUACGUUGCCUACCCUGCCUGGGCUUACCCCUGGGUCGAGUUAUGAGCGCCCUGACACCAAGCCAUACAUCGGGGACGGCAAGCCUGGAUGCGAGUACAUCCAAAUCAACCAAGUGAGGGCUCGCCAGCUGGGACGUGACUUCGCGGCUCCUGAUCCAACUGCCAAGGGCUAUUGUAUUGGUCUGUAUGACCGCGAUUACUUUAGACUGGAUAGAUCACCCCGCAAUCAGAGUCUCGAGGCUGCUUUAGCCACUUCGGGUAAGUUAGAUGUUCCCUAUCGUGGCCCGGUUGUUGCUCUCCGAGAACUUCCUAAAGAGUUCCACGGGGACAUUACCUUCUCGGAUUACCGACACAUCAUCGACUACUUUGCUGAGUACAGAGUCGGGGGUGCCCCCUGGGUUCCUCACAGCCCUCCUACUUCCAUAAAAAUAAGGAUGGCAGCGCGCGGCGCUAAAGUCUAUAGUAAUGCCAAACACAAGGUCAACAAUUUGCCUCGCUUUACCUCGGUUCCAACUGCUGCUGUUACCUGGAUCAUGCAGACCAUGGGCACUCUCUCACACAUCUCCGCGCAGCUAGGAAUGCCAUUGUGCUUGUGGAAAUAUCCCGGGCCAAACUCCGCCGAUGAAUCACCCAGGUUUGCUGCAGGGGGCAAGUCCGGCAACGAGCACGCAGCAUCUCUUAUGAUGAACAUCAAUGUCUUUAGCCCUGUCUGGGGUUUCCCAUCCAGCCUCUGGAUGUGUAAAACGGGCGAUGUGUUCGUUGCUCGUACGGACGGAAAAGAAUUGGAUCCCCGCUACUAG
Aspergillus mulundensis is the source of this 891-nucleotide messenger RNA. RefSeq lists its product as uncharacterized. The transcript has 2 exons. The coding region runs from base 1 to 891 and encodes 296 amino acids. The record is from RefSeq and is a predicted model, not a curated record. Lineage: Eukaryota; Fungi; Ascomycota; Eurotiomycetes; Eurotiales; Aspergillaceae.